Molecule: messenger RNA, 2081 nt
Organism: Drosophila montana
Lineage: Eukaryota; Metazoa; Arthropoda; Insecta; Diptera; Drosophilidae
Gene: MFS16
Product: major facilitator superfamily transporter 16
Exons: 8
Coding region: 223-1857 (544 amino acids)
Biological process (GO): transmembrane transport
Cellular component (GO): membrane
Molecular function (GO): glucose 6-phosphate:phosphate antiporter activity
Source: RefSeq, a predicted model, not a curated record
AGCCAGAUUAACAACAACAACAGUUGACUUGGCAGUUCGCUUGUUCAGUUUUGUGAGUCGUUCGAUUGAACAUAUUCCGAACGGUUCGAUAUAACUGUAGAUGUGCUACGCUCUUUUGUUUAUUUGUUUAAUGUUCGUUUAACGCUCAAUAUAGAAAAAGUAGCUACACGACCUGCCCCCUGGACGUGUGCAUCCGCUUUUUAGAGAAGUUUGGGCUAGUCGAUGAGACCGUCAGCGUCGAGAACGCGCAAAAUGAGUAACAACUACAACGAUAUACCCAUCGGGAUACGCGUGCUGCAGAGCUUCUCGCGGCAAUGUCCGCGAUUUCAUGCGCGCAAGGAGCUGUGCUACAAGAUGUCCAUAUUUUUGCUGACAUUCCUUGCCUAUGCCUGCUAUCACAUGUCCCGCAAGCCCAUCUCUGUGGUCAAGUCCGUGCUGCAUGGGAACUGCUCGAAUACGCAGGCAAAGCUGCACGAGGCCGGAGAUUGCGGCUAUGCGCCAUUUGAUGGCUCCGACUCGAAGACGCUCUUUGGCAUGCUGGACUCGGCCUUUCUGUUCUCCUACGCCAUUGCCAUGUUCAUGUCGGGCUUUAUAGCGGAGCGCGUCUCGUUGCGCUAUUUUCUGUCCAUGGGCAUGAUCAUGACGGGCGUGUUCACCUAUCUGUUUGGCCUGGCACGCACCUCCAAUAUACACAGCCUCAGCUACUUUAUAUUUGUGCAAAUCUUUGCCGGCAUAUUCCAGACCACAGGCUGGCCGGGCGUCGUCACGCUGGUGGGCCGUUGGUUUGGCAAAAAGAAACGUGGCCUGAUCUUUGGCAUUUGGAAUAGCCACACGUCCAUUGGCAAUAUUCUGGGCACACUAAUUGCGGCGCACUAUGUGGAAAAGGAUUGGGCGCUGUCCUUUGUUGUGCCUGGCAUUAUCAUUGGUGCUGCGGGCUUCCUGCUCUUUCUGUUUCUGGUUGAUCAGCCAGAGAUCGUUGGCUGUUAUCCACAGCAUGUCACACAGGAGCGUCGUAACGUGGCCAAUGAAUCGGAUGUGGACCAUGAUGAGGAUGACGACGAGGAACAGGCGCGUCACACCGAAGCCUUUUAUGCCCAGUCCGUUUAUGCCGUUCAACAAACCGAUCAGGUUAGCUAUCGCCCAGCGCCCACCGAACGCACCCCCAUCUUGUCACGCCAGCCGUCUAGGGAACGCCCAGCGGGACACGGUCGUCCCAUUAGCUUGGUUGAUGCACUUUAUAUACCCGGCGUGAUUGAGUUCUCGCUCUGCCUGUUCUUCACCAAGCUGGUCAGCUAUACGUUCAUGUACUGGCUGCCGCUCUAUAUACAGUCUUCCAGCACCUUGGGUCCAGAGCUGUCCGCCGAUCUCUCCACGCUGUUUGAUGUGGGCGGCAUAUUGGGUGCCAUAGCCGCCGGCUAUGUAUCGGAUCUGACGGGCAUGUCGGCCACAGUGUGCACAGUGAUGUUGUUCUUUGCCUCGCCCAUUCUGUUAAUGUAUCAACAGUAUGGCGCAUUGUCUGUAACAAUUAGCGUGCUUCUGCUCAUCAUUGUGGGCAUCUUUGUGAACGGCCCGUAUGCAUUAAUAACGACCUCGGUCAGCGCCGAACUGGGUCAGCACAGCUCCUUGGAGAGCAAUGCGAAUGCCCUGGCCACGGUUACCGCUAUUAUAGAUGGCACGGGCUCCAUUGGCGCUGCAGUGGGCCCGCUGCUGGCCGGGCUCAUCUCCAGCCACAGCUGGCAGAAUGUCUUCUAUAUGCUCAUCGUGGCGGACAUCAUUGCCAUGCUGCUGCUCAUGCGUCUGGUCGUCAAGGAAUGCACCGCGUUGCGUCGCUCAGCGAACCGCAUUCGCAUCGAAUAGCAGCAGGAGAAUUAAUUUUACUCUAUCGGAAUUCAAUAUUAUCAUAUGUAUAUAUUGCAUUGUAUUACAUGCAUGCACUUACACACAUUUGCCUGCAUCUGUGCAGGCUUAUGUGUGCGUGCGUGUGCAGCUCGCAUUAGCUAUUUUAAUAUUACACUACUUCUAUAUGUAUGCCCAUUUAUGUGUGCAUGUUUAAGUACCGUCUGCUUGUCUAUUCAAGAGCA